AUGUCGGCAAUCAAGAUUGCUCAUUUAGCGUUGAAGCAUCGCCAAAAUAGGAAUCACAAGAUGCGCAUCGUGAUGUUUAUUGGGAGCCCCAUUGAGGGUCUUGAUUCUGCUGAACUGACAAAAAUUGCCAAAAAGUUGAAGAAAGAGAAGGUGCAGUGCGAUGUCAUUUGUUUCGGUGAAGCCGAUUCGGAAAACAGCCAGAUUAUGGGGCAGUUCGUUGAUACAUUGAAUGGAAAAGAAGGAAGUGGUUCAAACCUAGUUGUGGUACCAGCGGGAUCAGCUUUGACUGAAGCUUUGAUUUCAUCUGCCGUUUGCCGUGGAGAAGAUGGAGGCAAUGCCCCUGUCGUUGGAGCAGGCGGAGGCUUCGAAUUUGGAGUUGAUCCGGAAGAUGAUCCUGAUCUCGCUCUUGCAUUGCGCGUUUCUAUGGAAGAAGAACGUGCGCGGCAGGCAGCUGAAGCGGCUGCAGCUGCUGCUAAUGGAGGACAAGCUCAGGCAUCAGGAGAACCAGAAACUGCGCAGAAUGUUGAUGUAAUGGACAUGGAGAUGGGUGAAAUGACCGAAGAGCAGCAACUUGAAUGGGCACUGCGAAUGUCGAUGCAGGAUUCAUCCAGUAUGAAUUUA
Strongylus vulgaris is the source of this 621-nucleotide messenger RNA. NCBI's taxonomy places the organism in Eukaryota, Metazoa, Nematoda, Chromadorea, Rhabditida, Strongylidae. The record is from the annotation of a GenBank genome assembly.